Melopsittacus undulatus (budgerigar) is the source of this 3453-nucleotide messenger RNA. It is a transcript of the gene PPP3CC, whose product is annotated as protein phosphatase 3 catalytic subunit gamma. The coding region runs from base 37 to 1539 and encodes 500 amino acids. Gene Ontology annotation, biological process: calcineurin-mediated signaling. Gene Ontology annotation, molecular function: calmodulin binding; calmodulin-dependent protein phosphatase activity. The record is from RefSeq and is a predicted model, not a curated record. NCBI's taxonomy places the organism in Eukaryota, Metazoa, Chordata, Aves, Psittaciformes, Psittaculidae. The transcript is spliced from 14 exons. Gene Ontology annotation, cellular component: cytoplasm; calcineurin complex.
GGCUCCGCCGCAGCGGGGCCUGCUCCGGAGCGAACCAUGUCCGGGCGCGGGCAGGGGAGGCUGCCGACCACCGAGCGCAUCGUCAAGGCGGUGCCGUUCCCCCCCACGCAGCGCCUCAGCCUCAAGGAGGUCUUCGAGGACGGGAGGCCGCGGCUGGACGUGCUCCGGAGCCACCUGGUGAAGGAGGGGCGGCUGGAGGAGGAGGCCGCGCUCAAGAUCAUCAACGACGGUGCCGCCAUCCUGCGCCAUGAGAAGACCAUGAUAGAGGUGGAGGCUCCUAUCACAGUGUGUGGUGACAUCCACGGGCAGUUCUUUGACCUGAUGAAGCUGUUUGAAGUGGGGGGAUCCCCCAACAACACCCGCUACCUCUUCCUGGGGGACUACGUGGACAGAGGCUACUUCAGUAUAGAGUGUGUGCUCUACUUAUGGAGUUUAAAGAUCAACCACCCCAAAACGCUGUUCCUCCUCCGAGGGAACCACGAGUGCAGGCACCUCACAGAAUACUUCACCUUUAAGCAGGAAUGUCGAAUCAAGUACUCGGAGCGGGUGUACGAUGCGUGUAUGGAUACGUUUGACUGUCUUCCUCUUGCUGCCCUCUUAAACCAGCAGUUCCUGUGUGUCCAUGGAGGUCUGUCCCCCGAAAUCACAUGUCUGGAUGACAUUAGGAAAUUAGACAGGUUCAAGGAGCCUCCAGCCUUCGGUCCCAUGUGUGACCUGCUCUGGUCUGACCCAUCCGAGGACUAUGGCAAUGAGAAGACACUGGAGCAUUUUGCCCAUAACACUGUCCGAGGCUGCUCCUACUUCUACAGUUACCCUGCAGUGUGUGAGUUCCUGCAGAACAACAGUUUGCUGUCAGUUAUCCGAGCUCACGAGGCGCAGGAUGCAGGGUACCGGAUGUACAGGAAGAGCCAGACAACCGGCUUCCCGUCCUUGAUCACCAUCUUCUCUGCACCAAACUACCUGGAUGUCUAUAACAACAAGGCUGCUGUACUGAAGUAUGAAAACAACGUCAUGAACAUCAGGCAGUUCAACUGCUCCCCUCACCCCUACUGGCUCCCCAACUUCAUGGAUGUCUUCACAUGGUCCUUGCCUUUUGUAGGGGAAAAGGUCACCGAGAUGCUGGUGAACAUCCUCAACAUCUGCUCCGAUGAUGAGCUCAUCUCGGACGGGGAUGAGACAUUGGAAGGUGGGACAACCGUCCGGAAGGAGAUCAUCCGGAACAAGAUCAGAGCCAUUGGGAAGAUGGCUCGUGUCUUCUCGGUGCUUCGGGAGGAGAGCGAGAGCGUGCUGACCCUCAAGGGCCUGACUCCCACAGGGACACUGCCCCUGGGGGUGCUCUCGGGGGGCAGGCAGACCCUACAGACCGCCACAGUGGAAGCGGUGGAGGCUCGGGAAGCCAUCAGAGGCUUCUCGCCGCAGCACCGGAUCCGCAGCUUCGAGGAGGCUCGAGGGCUGGACCGCAUCAACGAGCGGAUGCCCCCGCGCCGCGAGCACGACGGCUCCACCAACGCUGCCGACAGGGGCAGGAAGGGGCAGUGACCGACAUGGAUUCUAUUUAUUUAUUGGCAUUGGGGGGAGGAGGGUGUUCAGUGGGGGCAGCUGCAGCCCAGCCGCAUCCUGCACCACAUCCCGCUCCGGCUGCAUCCCAACCCAGCCACAUCCCAUCCCGGCCGCAUCCUGCUCCAGCCACAUCCCAUCCCGGCUGCAUCCCUGUGUCACCAGGUGGCUGUUUUGUAAGUCCUUUCUCUGUUAUUUAUGUUCCAUGUCCAAUCCCAACCCAUGUCCUGCACCAGCUGCUGCUGCCUGCCCGGAGCCGUGUGCCAUGCAGGGGGCUCCGGCGGCCUCGCCUCCAGGACGGGGUUGGGUUCCUUGGGCCUCUCCUUCCCCACCUCCUUGUUCCCAGUUUGCUGUUGUUUGCUCCUUGGCCUCCCUGCGUCUGCUGCUUUGGCAACGGCCUCGGUGGCGCAGCUGGCCGGGAUCCAUCCCUCUGCCAAGGUGACACACACAUAGCCGGGAUUAGCUCGAGGGCCUUGCACCAAUCACAGCCCCUUUCCCUUCGGUAGCCCUGGCACAGCCCCAGGCAGGAUGUGUAACCUCUGAGUAAGAGCAGGGAGCGGGUGGGAGGCUCUGCCCUGGGUGCAGGAAUCCAUCGGGAAUCACUCGGGAAUUACCUCCAUCCUCAGGGAUCUGCAGGGUCUGGUGUUGAAGGAACAGGGGGUGAUUGAGAGCUGUGGGUAGCAAUGGAACCAGCACCACAUCCUGCAGAGCCCCUGACCCAUUCCCUUGUGCCCAGCUCUGGAGUCAGCCCUUGUUGCUCAGGAGCUGUGCCCAUGGUGCCCAUGGUGCUCUCGGCUAAGCCAACAUCCGCUCCUGGCAUCCCACAUGUGUUGUGGGGACAUCUUUCACCUCCUGUGGCCACUUGGGCUUCUCCAGCCGCCGGUUACUGUGUGAGACCCAAAGGCGCAGUGGGCACAUGGGCUUAUCCUGGAUGCAGAGGGGGUUUCCCAGCUUGUGAUGGAGCUGAGGGCAGGAUGAGGGAUGGUGCUGCCUGUUCCCAUAGGGAUGGGGCCUGGCCGGGGGCAGGCGGCUCUGCUGCAGAGCCCCAGGGUUAGGGCAGGUAGGAAUGGAUGUGGAUGUGGAUGCAGGAGGAGCAGCUCCCGUGGUGCAGAGCAGGAGGGAGGUGUCUGUGCAGUGUUCAGGUUUGAAGCUUGGAUCUGUUGAGCAAAGUCUCGUUCUUUACAUUAAACUGCCCUGAGGUGAGAGUUCCAAAGGGAUUCUGUGGGUUCCUGUCCUGUUCCUCCCCUCCAUUCUCAUCCCAUGCCGGAGCCCAGGCAGCCGCUUGCAGCCCCUGCUUCACCUCCCCUGUCCCCUGUGCUUGCCCCUGGCUCCAGAUCCUGCUUCCCCUUCCCUGCUUCCCUUGGUGCCCUGGAGAGCGGCAGCUCUGCAGGGAGCUUUGGGACCCCAUGGAUGUGGGGCUGGGUGCUGGGAGCAGGGACUGGGAGCAGGGACUGGGCUCUCCCCUUCCAGAGACGAAGCUGGGGCUGGGGCUUUGGCUUUGCCCCAUUCCAGGCUCUGGCUGGAUAACACUGGGAGCCAUGGAGCGCCUGGGAUGUGUGGAUGCUGUACCCAGUCCUGACCCCCCUUCCCUUGGCUGCAGUUGCUGAGGGGUGAGGAGCAGCACUGGGGGCUCAUGGGCAGUCAUUCCCCCCUGGAUUAACUCAUCCCUUUAACCCUCCCAAUGGGAAACCCCAUCCCCUCCUCACCGGGUCGGGCGAUGGAGACUUUGGCUCCCUCAUCCCCCCCAGACCCUCCUCCUGCCCCCCCAGGAGCUCCCAUCCCUGUAUCCCACCGGAGCUCGGGAGCAGGAGCAGGUCCAUGGGGGCAGUGGGGUCCUGGGGGGGUUGGCCGUGGUUCUUGCAUGUUCUAGAGGUGCAUGUAAAGGGGAGCAGCAAU